CUGCACAUCCUGAUCCUGCCGCCUUUGGCCACUGGGGGCUUAAUACCAAAAGGCACAUUCCCGCUCCGUCCACCGUCUCGGGUGGGUUAGGAUCGGCUCCUAGCAGCGCUCAAGUUCACCCUUAUCGAUACCGUCACAUCCAUACAUACCACAACGCGGCUCCAAUAGCGUUACCUCGACACCACCCAGACACUACCCGUCUGUGUCCUUCUACAUGAGCAGCGAGCUGAAAGAACGCCUGGCGCGAUUGGGUCUUGCCCAGUACUCUGAGGUGUUCGUUACCGAGGGCUUCGACACUUGGGAAACCGUUCUCGACAUCACAGAGUCCGAUCUGAGCCACCUUAGCGUCAAACUUGGGCAUCGAAGGAAACUCCAACGGGCCAUCGCCGAGUCAAGAGGGCAGUCGUCGUUUCGUCCGUUGACCAUCGCCACUACAAGAGGAGCAAGCGCCGAGGGCUCCUAUCGCAGUGACGAUUCAGCAACUGAGAGCAAGAGCAAGCAAAUCUCAACCGGAGGUGACGGAAAUACCGCCACAAGUACGAAGCGGAAAUAUCGGCGGCAUCCGAAGCCAGACGAGAAUGCUCCAGAGCGCCCCCCUUCGGCUUAUGUGAUCUUCUCCAACCAAGUUAGAGAACUCUUAAAGGGGCAAGACCUGUCCUUUACCGAAAUCGCGAAGGUCGUCGGUGAACGAUGGCAGAUUCUACCUGCAGACGAACGCGAGGCCUGCGAGCGUCAAGCCAAUAGUGCCAAAGAGAAGUAUUACGCAGGACUCGCGGAAUACAAGAAGACUAUACAAUAUGAAGCGUAUCAAAAGUACUUGGAGGAAUUCAGAGCCAAGCACAAUGCACCCACCAAAGAAGGCAAAAGAUCGAAGUUGGAGACGGAGACGAGCACGUCGACCCGAGCCAGUAGUCACGAUCAAACCGAACGAGCAGUAAACAGGCGGCUCAGCGCGGCGGUAACCGAUCUUCUUCCUGGACAGCACGUACGAGGAUCCACUCCUCCCGCUGGACCUGCACGUUAUCCAAUGGGACCAUUGUAUCCAGCGAAGCCAACAUCACCAGCUUCACAUCCUUUGUCUGGGUUCAAUUCGCCUCGCAGUACAGAGCUUUACUCACCGGUGGCUGCAUCUCCACAUUCCAAUGCUGUACCCAGAGACGCACCGUUCGAGCCUUCAUCCAAUUUUCUGUCAAGAGACAUAAGAGGAAACCUGGAAAAUCCAACAGCUCCGUAUCAUUCAUCUGCAUACAUGCAGUUGCAGCAGACGCCUACGACCAUGUCAACGCCGGUCAACCGUUACGUUUCGCACUAUCACAACCCAUUAGAAUUGCCAUCACGACGAUCCAACCGAGAGCCUUUAUCGCAUCUUCCAAGCCUUUCACACGAGGAUACGACGUUAUCUUCUGAGAGCGGACACAGCAACUAUAGCCUUCCACAGGCCACGCAACCAGCAAUGAUGGAUCCCGUUAAAUCAAUGAGAAUGCUUCCGCAGCCCGUGCCCAAUAUCGGACUGUCACAAUCACCAUUGGAUCGAUCGUUGGCCCACCCGCCCGCUGGACCUCCUGCGCAUAUUCAGUUACCACCGCCAGAUUAUCGCACCCAGGGAUCUUUGGCUGCUCUUGUAAGAGCAGGGGAAAUUGCAGCACGGGUAGCAGAUGACGAGUCUUUAGAUCGGGAUGAGUCCCCUUGACAUCACGUUAAGCUCAAGACAAAUCAUGACUCUUGACGAGCACGACUAUGCGCAGGCAGUACCGUUCGGCUUGGACGAAAUUGCAACGCUCGCCACAACACUAAACUCUCUACAUCUGAGUCAGACCCAAGAGUUUAUAGGCCACACACGGGUUUUAAGGACCCAUUUCAAUGAUACCCCGCAACAUGUGGCCAAUAUAAAGAUGACUGCGCGAUAUAAGCGC
Boeremia exigua is the source of this 1913-nucleotide messenger RNA. RefSeq lists its product as uncharacterized. Gene Ontology annotation, biological process: regulation of gene expression. Gene Ontology annotation, molecular function: protein binding. The coding region runs from base 215 to 1690 and encodes 491 amino acids. Gene Ontology annotation, cellular component: nucleus. The transcript has 5 exons. The record is from RefSeq and is a predicted model, not a curated record. Lineage: Eukaryota; Fungi; Ascomycota; Dothideomycetes; Pleosporales; Didymellaceae.